Molecule: messenger RNA, 1885 nt
Organism: Drosophila ficusphila
Lineage: Eukaryota; Metazoa; Arthropoda; Insecta; Diptera; Drosophilidae
Exons: 9
Coding region: 66-1808 (580 amino acids)
Molecular function (GO): protein binding
Source: RefSeq, a predicted model, not a curated record
AUUCAGUUUUCUUCAAAUAUUCAUCGAAAAAACAUCAAAAGAAAAAUAAAUAAAAAAAACAUAAAAUGACUUCUAUAAUACAACCGGAUGGCUAUAUUCCGCAGACUCAGGGCGUUGAAGCAGCUAUACCAAUAUGGUUUAAGAUAGACUGGAGCCCGGAAAUUGAACAGGGCAUUUAUAAGGACUGGGGGACGUAUUAUUGUCGCCGGCGCCGGGAAAAUCUUGGCAUGCACUACUUUGACAAGGCCCUCAAACUCGGACCUCAAGACUUUACGACUCUAUAUCGUCGAAGUCAGAGCAAACGCAAAAAUGCGCUGACCGAAAGUGCUUUGAAUGACUGUUUGGAAGCGAAGCGGCUAUUAAAACUUUUGCAACGCAAUGAUGCUCCUAUUAAUUUGGAAAUCUGCGAUGCCCUCUAUGAACUGAGCCAGUUGGAAAACGCCAAAGCCGAGCUUCACGAUAACUUCCGUUUGUUUACUGGUAAUAAAUCAAAAAUUUUCGAGCAACGUCUAAUUGUGGUGGAUGCAAAUAUUGAAGAUGCAUGUGGCCCAUCAAUGACUCAGUUUAUAUCUGAAAAUGAAAAACUUAUAGUGCAACUAAAGGAAGCUCUAAAUAAGUUCAAACAAGACACCAGACCUCUCUGGAAAAUAUUAAAAGAACAGGAAAAAUGCGACAUUCUGAGCAUCCCAGAAAUCGAAGAUGUAAUGCUAUCACCCCUUGAAGCCGCGAGAAGGAGUCGUGCAUUUGAUGUGCUCAAUCAAAUGUUUUUGGAUAGGUCAUGGAUCGAUGUAAUAUUUCUUAAGCAUGUUCGAAAAAAUCCGAGCUUAUCCUUGGACCAGUGUAAAAAAAGUAAUGAGUAUUUAAAAACUCUCACUUUCAAGAAGUAUGACGAGAUUAAAAAAUUCUUGAAAAUGUUGGAGGCACGCAGUCCCAUGUACAACAUACGCUACGAGAAGUUUACAAACAAAAAAUUAAUGGACAAAUUUCGGCAGGAAUAUCUUUUUCGAGUUCAAUACCAAACGAGACGAAACAUGGCCAGUGCGUUGCGAAGCAUUCGAUAUUUACGAAAAACUAAGAACCUAACAAAACUAACCAGUUACGUGGAGGAAGUAAUGGGAGACUAUGUGGUGAAAAAAACUAACAAGAUUAUGCCGUGGAAAUUCGAAUUCUUGAACGAGGUAUACAACAUCUUGGCGUUGGCCUACGUAGAUCAGUAUACGGUUCCGAAGAACUUCCGGUUCGCAGAUAAAAAUGCCCUGCUCCGCUUACUUCGUUUUCCUAUGGAUAAAUCUAUGGAGGUAAAACACUUCGUAUUUGGAGAUCGUAGUACAUAUCAGGGAACUGAGACAGUGGAUCCAGCCCUUUCAAAAUAUCGUCAAGUGCUGAACAGAUUCGAGAAGCGUAUGGUUUUCGCCAAGUAUUCCAUCGAAAAGUGCUACCUACUUCAUCAAAUUGGAAGCACUCAUCUUCAAUCAAAUCGAUUUGAUGAAUGCUGCUUUAGUGCACGAAAGUCAAUCGAAGAGUCUAAAAACUGUAACAGCAACAUUUGGCAGUUUCUCAGCUACCUUUUAAUAAUUAAAGCCAAUGCUGCUCUCCACAAGAUCGAAGGAACUAGUGAUGCCUUAUCCAAGGCAGUUGAUGUUGCCGAAAAACUUAGGAGCAAAGAUCUACUUAACUUCCUAAGUAAAUGUAUAAGUUGCAACGAGGAGGAAUUCGUGGUUAAAAAACAAAGCUUAAUGGGUAAUUCCAGCCGGCGUGAUAGUGAAAAAUCAGUGCGCAGUUUCCUGUCCUCCCAGCAAAGCCUAUAGCCUUUUGUAUUACGUUUAUAAAACCAAAAAAUAUUGCAAAAUAAAUUCUCAGUGCAAUUAGUAGAAUAACACAUUAA